Molecule: messenger RNA, 3960 nt
Organism: Caenorhabditis briggsae
Lineage: Eukaryota; Metazoa; Nematoda; Chromadorea; Rhabditida; Rhabditidae
Gene: Cbr-pgp-1
Product: Protein CBR-PGP-1
Exons: 10
Coding region: 1-3960 (1319 amino acids)
Biological process (GO): transmembrane transport
Cellular component (GO): membrane
Molecular function (GO): ABC-type transporter activity; ATP hydrolysis activity; ATP binding
Source: RefSeq, a predicted model, not a curated record
AUGCUGCGAAACGGCAGUCUCCGUCGGAGUCUUCGGACUCUAGACUCUUUUAGUUUGGCUCCCGAAGAUGUGAUAAAGACUACAUUGAAGACUGUGGAAGAAUAUGAAGGAGACAAUAUCGAUGAGAAUGGGGAGAUCAAAAACACUAGGGAUGCCAAGGAUGCAGUUGUUAAUAAAGUCACAAUUCCUCAAUUGUAUCGAUACACAACAAUGACGGAAAAGAUAAUGUUGUUAGUGGGAACAAUAGUGGCAAUCAUAACUGGAGCUGGUCUUCCAUUGAUGUCAAUCCUACAGGGACAGGUGUCACAGGCAUUCAUUAAUGAGCAAAUUGUGAUUAACACUGGAAAUCAUACAAUUCCUCCAAACGGACGCAACUACACAGACUCCGAUUUCAACCAUGAUGUUAUGCAAGUUGUUUGGCUUUAUGCUGGAAUGACCAUUGGAAUGUGGGCAGCUGGUCAGAUUACUGUAACCUGCUAUCUUUAUGUAGCAGAACAAAUGAACAACCGAUUGAGAAGAGAAUUCGUAAAAGCCAUCUUGAGGCAAGACAUAUCUUGGUUUGAUACAAAUCACUCCGGAACCUUAGCUACAAAACUUUUUGAUAACUUGGAAAGAGUGAAAGAAGGAACCGGAGACAAAAUCGGGAUGGCCUUCCAAUACAUGAGUCAGUUCAUCACUGGAUUUAUUGUGGCGUUUACGCACAGUUGGAAAUUGACACUUGUCAUGCUAGCUGUAACUCCUAUUCAAGCACUUUGCGGAUUCCUGAUUGCCAAGUCUAUGUCAACAUUUGCGAUACGAGAAACUGUACGAUAUGCAAAAGCAGGAAAAGUAGUAGAAGAAACAAUAUCUAGUAUUCGGACUGUUGUUUCGUUAAAUGGUCUGAGACACGAACUCGAGAGAUACUCAACGGCCGUGGAGGAAGCCAAAAAGUCUGGAGUGUUGAAAGGACUGUUCUUAGGAAUCUCAUUUGGAGCUAUGCAAGCAACUAACUUCUUUUCUUUUGCAUUGGCUUUUUAUAUCGGUGUAGGGUGGGUACAUGAUGGAUCCCUGGCACCUGGAGAUAUGCUCACGACGUUCUCUUCUGUUAUGAUGGGAUCCAUGGCCCUUGGUCUUGCCGGUCCUCAACUAGCUGUUCUCGGAACCGCCCAAGGAGCAGCUUCCAGUAUUUAUGAAGUUUUAGAUAGAAAGCCAGUGAUCGACUCAUCUAGCUCUGCUGGCCGUAAAGAUAUGAAAAUCAAGGGUGACAUAACUGUGGAGAAUGUUCACUUCACCUAUCCAUCCCGUCAAGAUGUUCCCAUUCUUCGUGGAAUGAACCUCCGUGUCAAUGCUGGUCAAACUGUUGCCCUUGUCGGAUCCUCUGGUUGUGGAAAGUCUACGAUUAUAAGUUUGCUGCUCCGUUACUAUGAUGUAUUGAAAGGAAAUAUUACAAUUGAUGGAGUUGAUGUUCGUGAUAUAAACUUGGAGUUUUUAAGAACAAAUGUGGCUGUUGUCUCUCAGGAGCCAGCGCUUUUCAAUUGUACUAUUGAGGAGAAUAUUAGACUUGGAAGAGAAGACAUCACUCGUGAGGAAAUGAUUGCUGCUUGCAAGAUGGCAAACGCUGAGAAGUUUAUCAAAACAUUGCCAGCUGGAUAUAACACACUUGUUGGAGAUCGUGGUACUCAAUUAUCUGGAGGACAGAAACAACGUAUUGCCAUUGCUCGUGCUCUUGUUAGAAACCCAAAGAUCCUUCUUCUGGAUGAAGCCACGUCAGCACUGGACGCAGAAUCCGAAGGAAUUGUGCAGCAGGCACUGGAUAAGGCUGCCAAGGGACGUACCACGAUUAUUAUUGCCCAUCGUUUGUCAACUAUCAGAAACGCAGAUUUGAUUAUUUCUUGUAAAAAUGGACAAGUGGUGGAAGUCGGUGAUCAUAGAACUCUGAUGGCGCAAGAGGGUCUCUAUUAUGAUUUGGUGACAGCUCAAACAUUCACAGAUGCUGUUGAUGCUUCAGCUGGAGGCAAAUUCUCUAGAGAAAACAGUAUUGCUCGUCAAACAAGUGAACAUGAAGGAAUCUUCCGUCAAGCGUCGGAACUGGAUGAUGUGCUUAAUAGAGUUAGAAGUUCGACAAUGGGAUCCAUCACUAAUGGACCAGUGAUUGAAGAAAAGGAGCAGAGAAUUGGAAAAGAUGCAUUGACAAGACUCAAAGAGGAACUAGAAGAGAACAAUGCUCAACGAACUAACCUUUUUGAGAUUCUCUACCAUGCCAAGCCCCAUGCCCUUUCUGUCGCUAUCGGAAUCACUGCUGCCAUCGUUGGAGGAUUCAUCUAUCCCACCUAUUCUGUAUUCUUCACGUCUUUCAUCAACGUCUUCUCUGGAAACCCAGAUGAUAUUCUUAGUCAAGGUCACUUCUGGGCUCUUAUGUUCCUUGUGUUGGCUGCUGCUCAAGGAAUCUGUUCUUUCCUAAUGACAUUCUUUAUGGGUAUCGCCUCGGAGUCUUUGACAAUGGAUCUUCGUAACAAGCUCUUCCGGAAUGUGCUUUCUCAACAUAUUGGAUUUUUCGACUCCCCGCAAAAUGCUUCUGGAAAGAUUUGCACAAGAUUGGCAACGGAUGUUCCCAAUUUGAGAACUGCCAUCGACUUCCGUUUCUCUACUGUCAUCACCACUUUGGUCUCCAUGAUUGCUGGAAUCGGCCUUGCUUUCUAUUAUGGUUGGCAAAUGGCAUUGCUCAUUGUUGCCAUUCUUCCAAUCGUCGGAUUUGGACAGUAUCUCCGUGGUCGUCGUUUUACUGGAAAUAAUGUGAAGAGUGCUUCAGAAUUUGCUGAUUCUGGAAAAAUCGCAAUCGAAGCUAUUGAGAAUGUCAGAACCGUUCAAGCGUUGGCUAGAGAAGACACUUUCUAUUAUAAAUUUUGCUCCAAACUGGAUGUUCCACAUAAGGAAGCUAUCAAGGAAGCUUUUAUACAAGGACUAUCUUAUGGAUGUGCCUGCUCUGUUCUUUACUUGCUCAACACUUGCGCCUACAGAAUGGGUCUUGCUUUGAUCCUUCACAGAACCAUGACUCCUAUGAGAGUUCUUCGUGUCAUGUAUGCCAUCACCAUCUCUACAUCUACUCUAGGAUUCGCUACUUCCUACUUCCCAGAAUACGCAAAAGCCACGUUUGCCGGAGGAAUCAUCUUUGGAAUGCUGAAACAAAAAUCAGAAAUUGAUAGCUUGACAUUGAGUGGAGAAAAGAAGAAAUUGUCAGGAAAGGUGAUCUUCAAAAAUGUUCGAUUCGCGUAUCCAGAACGUCCACAAAUCGAGAUUCUAAAGGGAUUGAGUUUCUCCGUGGAUCCAGGACAGACAUUGGCUUUGGUUGGUCCAUCUGGAUGUGGUAAAUCUACAGUAGUCGCUCUUCUCGAGAGAUUUUAUGAUACUUUGGCUGGAGAGGUCUUCAUCGAUGGAUCAGAAAUCAAGACAUUAAAUCCUGAGAAUACGAGAUCCCAAAUUGCGAUUGUGUCACAGGAGCCAACACUUUUUGAUUGCUCGAUUGCAGAGAAUAUUGUUUAUGGAUUGGAUCCAACUACUGUAACAAUGUCACGUGUCGAGGAAGCUGCCAAACUGGCAAACAUUCACAACUUCAUCUCAGAACUUCCCGAAGGAUACGAGACCCGUGUCGGUGAUCGUGGUACUCAAUUAUCUGGAGGACAGAAACAACGUAUUGCCAUUGCUCGUGCUCUUGUUAGAAAUCCAAAGAUUCUUCUUCUGGAUGAAGCCACGUCAGCACUGGAUACAGAAUCCGAGAAAAUUGUACAAGAGGCUCUGGAUCGGGCGAGAGAAGGAAGAACGUGCAUUGUGAUUGCUCAUCGUCUGAACACAAUUAUGAAUGCGGAUUGUAUUGCUGUAGUGAACAAUGGAACGAUUAUUGAACAAGGAACCCAUUCUGUAUUGAUGUCUCAACAGGGUGCUUAUUACAAGCUGACACAAAAGCAGAUGAGCGAAAAGAAAUGA